AUGGAUUACCACCUGCUUGGAUUAACUUUAGCUUUUUUCUUCGGUGAUACAAAGGUCCUAGCCGGUUACCCUAUUUGGUGGUCCCUUGCAUUAGGCCACCAAUAUACAUCCCUGGGCUCCCAGCCAAUUCUCUGUGGUUCAAUUCCUGGCUUAGUGCCUAAGCAGCUUCGCUUCUGCCGAAACUACAUUGAGAUCAUGCCUAGUGUGGCUGAAGGUGUGAAGUUGGGAAUUCAAGAGUGCCAGCAUCAGUUCCGGGGGAGACGUUGGAAUUGCACCACCAUUGAUGACAGCUUGGCUAUUUUUGGGCCUGUUCUAGAUAAAGCUACACGAGAAUCAGCUUUUGUGCAUGCCAUUGCCUCUGCUGGUGUAGCAUUUGCCGUCACACGCUCAUGUGCUGAAGGUACUUCAACUAUUUGUGGCUGUGACUCACACCAUAAGGGACCACCUGGUGAAGGAUGGAAAUGGGGAGGAUGCAGUGAAGAUGCUGACUUUGGAGUACUUGUCUCACGAGAGUUUGCAGAUGCCCGAGAAAACCGUCCAGAUGCUCGCUCUGCCAUGAACAGGCACAAUAACGAAGCUGGAAGAACGACUAUCUUGGAUCACAUGCAUUUAAAAUGCAAAUGCCAUGGCUUGUCUGGCAGCUGUGAGGUUAAAACAUGCUGGUGGGCCCAGCCAGACUUCCGGGCCAUUGGUGACUACUUGAAGGACAAGUACGACAGUGCUUCGGAGAUGGUGGUAGAGAAGCAUCGGGAAUCCCGUGGUUGGGUGGAGACACUGCGUGCCAAGUAUGCCCUCUUUAAGCCACCAACCGAGCGUGACUUGGUCUAUUAUGAGAACUCACCCAAUUUUUGUGAACCCAACCCUGAGACUGGGUCAUUUGGUACAAGGGACAGGAUGUGCAAUGUGACCUCACAUGGGAUUGAUGGGUGUGAUUUGCUCUGCUGUGGCCGUGGCCAUAACACUAGGACAGAGAAAAGGAAAGAGAAAUGCCAUUGCAUCUUCCACUGGUGCUGUUAUGUCAGCUGCCAGGAAUGCAUUCGUGUUUAUGAUGUUCAUACCUGCAAAUAAAAAAAGGUAUGUGUGGGGUAAAGGACUACCUAGAGCAAAAUAGGUAUUUUGUUGUUGUUGCAAAAGUAGCUAAAGAGUUUGAGAGGGAAAGUCAGUUUAAAGUUCACCUCCAUCCUAAGCAAUCUUAAAUAACAGGCAGUGUGGACAUGCCUCACACCUGAAACAUUUGUGAAGACUCCUGUGCUAUCAUUAUCUAAAAUGCUCAGGAAAUACAAAAUGCUCUGUAAGAGCACUCAUUAUUAAACAAAAUCUUGCAUGAAUUUUAAUGCAAUGAAUUUAGAACUUUCCCUAAGCUAGAAGACUUCCUUCCCAAUGUUUUUGGCAUUAGCUACUAUUUCUUAUACACAAGUAUGCAAAGUGGGGUCCCCAAUGUGAUCUUCCUAGGAUAGUUACUCAGCAGAUGACAGAAGACACUGGAUAUGGAUAUGUCACUAUCCGAAUAACUCUUAAGAACAGAGACUAGCAUUCAACAGGACAGUAAACAAAACAUAAGAGGCUGAAUCAUACGGGGAGAACAAAUAAGGUGGUGUGUGAAAUACAGAAAGAAAUAAUUCUGUGAGUACUGAAAAAAAAAUUAUUUAGGAAAACACAUUCCAGAUAUAAACACUUCUUAAUUAGAUUGUCAUUAAUACAGAUACAACAGCUUUCUCAGCCCUUACUACCUUUCAGAUGUGCUGAAGAUAAGGCCCAUAAUUUCAAUUGCGUACUCAUGCUUCUUGGAACUUUUAUGUCUGGAACUCACCAUUGUUGGGGGAAACUGAAUUAUGAGCAAAUGGAAAACACAGAAAGCUAUUCUUCUACAUGGCAGAGCUAUCAAAAUUGGGGUCCUAUCACUAUUCAAUUUCCAGAUUUUUGGAGGAGAUAUAAAUAGCAAAUUGACUAUAAACCAUUUCUUUCAUGACUUCAGUUAGAAAGUGGAGGCUUAUUAAAUAUGUAAGUCAUAAAUCAAACUCAAAUAAUAAAUCAAGUUCUCUGAAGAACUUGAAUACCUUCCAUUUUAUGCUAUGUAGCUUCUCAUAAUAAGCAUUUUAACAUAAUUUUUUUUAUUUUGGAUCAACACAGCACAGAUUAUUAGAGAAAAUUUGAAUGAACGAAUAUGCUUGCAAAUGCAAUGCGUUGCUUCCAUUCAAAGUGAAAUGCUGUUAACAAAAUAGGACACAAUUGGAUUGAAUGCAAAGUUGUUAAAAAAAAAUCAAGGGUCAAUGGGCUAGUUCAACUAUGGAAGUAUAGGGUCAAUCAACAGACUAACCUGUUCCUCCCAAAGGGAAUUCUAUUUCUAUCUCACCUUGUGAAGGUUACUAACUUAAAGAAAACCGAAUCCAUUCAGAGAUAAGAGAAGCACAAUUUAGUUUAGGAAAGAAUUGGAAAGUUCAUGUCACAACAAAAAAAAUGUAAUUAUUCAUACCAUUUGCUUAUUAAUUUUCUGAGGAAAUAGCUCUAUGGUAUUGCUGGAGGAUAAAGUGAGUGACUGCCUGGAAACAUGGUAGUUAAAGUUCCUGACUCAGGAUAAUGGAGAAGAAAAAAAGAUAGCAUGCCCAGCUUCCUUCUCAACUAAGGCAGGCAACGAUGAAAUAAUCUCCUUGAAAACAAUCCAACCGGACUUCUUCAGAUAGCUUACUUAGCAACAUCUGCAUUUCUUCUUGAACAGGUUGCAUUAUGGCGGCUGACAAUGAGCUCUGAAGUUCCUGAGGUAAUGUUCCCAAUAUUUAAAGGUUAUUUGUUUUGCACAUAUGAGAAUAUAUUUGUUUAAAAAUCCCUAUGAAAGGAGUAAAGGUGUUGCAACUGUGACAGACACUCAUUGUAACUAUUCAUGGUAGUAAAUGAUGUUCAAAAUGCAGAGGAGGAAGAGCCAGGCUCAAAAAAAUGUGAAAGGAACAAACUCAAAUGAUAGCAGGUUGUUUUUCCUAAACACUUCAUCAAGUGCAGUUAUUUUAUGAAUAAUUUAAUUUUCCCUCCAUGUCCACAUUCAUACCCUGCCCUAUAAUCAUGUGUUGUUUUUUUUAAAUCUGCAACAUAGCUUGGAUUUUGGAGCUGAAAUCUUAGAGUGACAGCAUUUCAUUUUUUUUCAACUGACCAAGUUUUUGCUUAGUACAACUUUUAGUCUUUUGACCAACAAUGAUCCAUCACACAGAAACACACAUCAUGUUUAACAUACACAAACAUAUAUAGUAUGCAUACCCCCACACUUUCAAUUAGAGUCCCAGAACACAUAAAUAGAAAUUACAGCAGGGGUGUCAGGCUGGAUACGACAUGUGAUGGCCAUGCCCAUGCUGUUUAGCGAAGGGAAAAGUCACAAUACGUCAUGUGACACCACCACGACAAUGCGAAUUUGACACCCUUAGACUAGAGGAAGAGAAAGUGAGCCUCUGAAAUACCAGCAGCCAGCUCCUUCUUCAAAAUUUAAAUUUCUAGCUAAACCUGCUUGAAAAUGCUGAGUUAGACUGAAUUAAUAGAAGAAAGAGUUAAGAUUGGCAACCAAUCCAUUGGGGCAUGUUCUUUUUGUUCUGUUUUAACCAACAAAGCUAAUAAUUAUUCUUGCUUCUCCCUCCAAUGAUUCAAGUGAGCAAUUCUCUCUCUUCAUUUAAGUGUCUCCACAGACACUUAAGAUGUCAAGGUUCCUGGAGAACAAUAAACAUACUCAGACAAUGUUGAUACUUCUUCCCCUUCUACCUUUAUUUUCAGACCUACAUAUUUCUGGAUACUUAGAGCAGUGUUUUUCAACCACUGUGCCGCGGCACACUAGUGUGCCGUGACAUAGUGUAA
Molecule: messenger RNA, 3831 nt
Organism: Thamnophis sirtalis
Lineage: Eukaryota; Metazoa; Chordata; Lepidosauria; Squamata; Natricidae
Source: RefSeq, a predicted model, not a curated record